AUUAAGUGUUAAUCUCUUUAAAAAAUUAUUGAUAAUGCAACGUUACACUAGUUUACUGUGGAAUUCGGAAAAAAAGACUGUGUUAGGAAAAAACGCGGUGAGUUUAAAAUCGAUUUUGAUUUUUUGUUUCGCGUCUAUGACAUUCGUUUUGUUAAUCAGCUGCGCUAUUAUGGUGGUGGCUUCUAUUUUAUUAAUGGAGGUUUCCUGGAUGUCUAUAUUUCUGGGCUCCGUAGUGGUAGCUCUUGGAGUCUACGUCAUUAUUUACACUAUGAAGCAAGCCAAAAGGGAGUAUCAAGAGGCGAAUGACAAUAACGAACCACAUCCUUUCUUUCAUCGCAAUCGCAUUCAGCUUAAUACUGAUAAAACUCCAAAAGCAUCCAUUAACGCAGAUAACUGUUUACUAAAUGCGAAAAACAUAAAUGGCCAUGAUAAAAUUAAAGAAUCUCUUGCCAAUAAAAAUAAAAAGAGGAGAAAGAGACACCUCGAACACCUUCAAAUGGAAUUGCCAUUAAAGAAUAAUAAUGCCUUAUCUAAUUAUCUGGACAACAUUAGUGAAGAUAAUGUAAAAGCAGAAAACAAAAGCCCAAAAGAUCUUGGCAAUUUGGUUAAAGAACAAAAAAAUGGUAACUUUCAAAAUUCUUCGGGAGAGAAUACUAAGUCUAAGAAGACCAAUGUCUCUGCAAAGAGUGAGGAAUCAAAGGAAAAUACUAUGAAACAUACUGGAGCUAUUCCUAAAACUACAAGAAAACCAACCUAUUUGACAUAUGAAACAGAAGAAGAAGUGGAGGAUAAUGUUUCUUUCAAAAAUCAAGAAGCACGUCCAAAACCUAUGCGUAAGUUUCCAGAGAAAAAAGAAGUGACCAAAGCCAAAAGCAUCUUCAAGAAAAUCUCCAAUGAAACUAAGACUCUGUUUCGCGCCGAUAAAUAUAGACGUUCUGACAGGAAACGCUUGAUUAAUUCUCCAAUUCUGCCAAAAAAAAAUCGAGUAAAAGCCGCUCAACGUCACACCGCUUCACGUAAAUUAGAAAUAAUAAGAAGAUCAACUCUCACCGACCCUUCCGUUACCAAAAAAUCUAUUAAGACCCAUGGAUUUAGGAAGUUUUUGAAUAAAGUUUUAAAUGCGGGAAAAGGACUGCCUCUUCAACCUAAUCAAGAAAUCCACCAUAAUUUUCUAACUAUUCGAAGAAAACCUAGAAAGGUACCUUUUAAAAAGUUAGAUGUCGUUUUUGAACACCAGGAGGUAGAAUUUGACACUUACUUAGAGCCGGAGGAGGAUAAAUCUGUAAUGAAUCAAAAUGGGGAUGUAAAAAAGAAAGAAUAACAAAAAUUCGAUGUAAAAGAACUUAGGAUAAUUUAGAGUUUUAUAAUAUUUUUCUUAAUUUUUUAUAUAUAUUUUUAAUUUUGAGAUUUUUUAAAUUAGUGUUAAGAAAUUUGCUGCAAUUAGCAUCUUUUUAAUUCUUAAUAGGUUUUUAUAGUUUGAUUCCAUAUAGUUUAGUUUGUUCGAAAAAAUUAUAAUCUUAAAUAUAGAAACAAUAAAAUUUUCAAAAAAAUUAUA
Messenger RNA from Anthonomus grandis grandis, 1555 nucleotides. RefSeq lists its product as uncharacterized. The record is from RefSeq and is a predicted model, not a curated record. The transcript has 3 exons. Bases 35 to 1321 code for a protein of 428 amino acids. Lineage: Eukaryota; Metazoa; Arthropoda; Insecta; Coleoptera; Curculionidae.